This is a messenger RNA of Trichoplax adhaerens, 1062 nucleotides long. RefSeq lists its product as uncharacterized. NCBI's taxonomy places the organism in Eukaryota, Metazoa, Placozoa, Uniplacotomia, Trichoplacea, Trichoplacidae. Bases 1 to 1062 code for a protein of 353 amino acids. The transcript is spliced from 4 exons. Gene Ontology annotation, cellular component: chloroplast envelope. The record is from RefSeq and is a predicted model, not a curated record.
AUGGCAGUCGACGAUGAUAAUCGCCAUGAUAGCGCAGCGAUCGAUCAUAAUCAUGUGGAUGGCGAUAGGAAAUCAGCAAAUGAGAUCAAUCAUGAUGAUGAAAAAAAACCUGAACAAAAUCAGCCAUUGACACGGCGACAACGUAUCUCUUCUAUCUUAUUUGCAUAUCAUUUACCGAUUGGCUUGAUAGUACUCUUGAUCUUUGGUAUAUUAGUGCCACAACCUGGAGCUUACUUAUCGCAAACGCCUUUACAGUAUAUUUGCAUCGUUUACAUCUUUCUCAAUAGUGGCCUGAAAUUAAAAACGGAUGACUUAUUGAAAGCACUCAAAUCAUUUCGAGCAUCGUUAUGGGGAUUAUUAAGUAUUUUCUUAGUAACAUCAGUUAUUGGAACUAAGUUAACAUCACUAUUACCUUAUUUGCCACCGACUACCGCUAAUUAUACUAAUACGUCCAGGAAUAUCGAUAAUGCUAGCAGUAAUAUUCUUGGACCAGCUGAUUUCAGUAUUGGAUUGCAGAUAUUCUUUUGCUGCCCAUGCACCAUUUCCUCUGGAGUCUUAAUGGCUGGUCAAGCAGGUGGAAAUUAUGCAUUGGCAGUGAUGCUAACUGUAACAUCGAACGUUUUAGGGGCUUUCCUUAGCCCGCUAAUUGUUGCUUGGCUAACUAUCGUCAACUCUUCAAUUACUCCUGCUGAUAUCGGAAUUUUAAUCCGAAAUCUAACCUUAACUGUCUUGUUACCCUUACUGGUUGGAAAGGCUCUAUCAUAUAUUAAAGUAGUCGCGAAAUAUGUUAAAAAAUACAGUAACUUAUCAAAAUUGACAAGUUCUUUCGCUUUAAUCAUCAUACCUUGGAUGAAGGGUCUAAUGACAGUUUCUGUGGUUAUUGCACAUAUGACACAAAUUCUAGCAGAUUCGCUCGUAGUUGCUAAAUGGUCAAAAUACGGUAGAGAGGAAAAAGAGGUGCAAGAGGAAGAUACUAAUAAACCAAUAAGCCAAGAUGACGUAAAUGUAUCCCCAACCGAUGGCUCGACCAAACAUGGUUCCAUUUAUGUGUCUACAGUAUAG